Molecule: messenger RNA, 1512 nt
Organism: Penicillium longicatenatum
Lineage: Eukaryota; Fungi; Ascomycota; Eurotiomycetes; Eurotiales; Aspergillaceae
Product: tryptophan synthase
Exons: 1
Coding region: 1-1512 (503 amino acids)
Biological process (GO): L-tryptophan biosynthetic process
Cellular component (GO): cytoplasm
Molecular function (GO): tryptophan synthase activity
Source: RefSeq, a predicted model, not a curated record
AUGUUCCAAUCUUUGCGCUUCCUUUGCUUUUCUUCCAACAAGUGUAAGGGUUCUGAGACCCUUGAUCCUACAGAUUCACACAAUAUACCUCGCCUGAGGUCAAUUCGCAGAGCAAGUUACUACGCUCGCGUUCCUCGUCAGGUCCUAGCGAGUACUCUUUCUCGAGAGAACAGUGUGUCAUCGACCGGUACCGCCAGCACCUGUUCUUCAUUUUUCGUAUCCAAUGCAGAGUCCCAUGUCACCACCAGCUCUGCAACCAGUGAUGUCCCCUCCUCAUCAUCCGAAGCGCUUGUAAAGCUACCUAGCACUAUACCAUCUCUGGGUAGCGGCACACCGUAUGUUCCGAUCCUGCAGGCAGAUGGCACACUCAGACCGCCACCAAUUGCCUUCGACGGCUAUGGCUCGUUUGGUGGCCGGUUUGCACCAGAAUCGCUUAUAGACUUCCUCAACAAUCUGACCUCAUUCUUCGAGGCCACUAUCUCGGACCCCUCGUUCUGGUCCGAGUACGCCACGUACCAGCGGGUCAAAUCCACUCCACUGCAGAUCGCAAGCAAGCUCACAUCCUUGGCCAGAGGCGCCACUAUCUGGCUGAAGCGAGAGGACCAGAAUGAAUACGGCAGCCACAAAACGCGGAAUAUCAUCGGUCAGCUUCUACUGGCCCGCCGCAUGGGCUUCACAGAAAUAGUCACCGACUGUGCCGCGGCCAAACAUGGUAAUUUCACAGCGGCAAUGUGUGCGCGCCUUGGAAUGCGCUGUGUGGUUAUUAUGGGUGCAGCUGAUGCACUAGCGCAGAAAGAGGACGUUCUUCAGAUGAAGAAGCUCGGAGCCAAGGUCCUAACCGCACGAACCCCUUCAGGAAUGGGUUCCCUGCGCGCCGCAAUCACAGAAGCACUCCGCUAUUCGGUUUGCAACUACGAGUCUGCGUAUUACCUGAUGGGAGGCCCGGUGGGGCCAAAUCCCCUGCCCACCCUCACACGCACGUUCCAGGCUCUCCUAGGCGAGGAGGUUGCGGUCCAGAUGCAAGAGGCGGUCUGUUGCCAGCCUGAUGCUGUCGUCACGGCGAUCGGUAGCGGGAGUGGUGCUGUUGGCUUAUUCAGACCUUUUCUUCAAAACCCGGCAAUUAGGUUGGUUGGUGUUGAAGCCACUGGGGCGGCCGCUCUAACCAAUGGGGAGAUUGGCGUGCUCCAGGGGGCGCGAACUUUGAUGCUUCAGAAUUGGGAUGGACAAAUCCUCGACUCGCAGUCAAUCUCGCCAGACCUCAAUCUCUCGACUGUGGGCCCCGAGGUGGCUCAUUGGAAGGAAUGUGGUCGUGUUGAAAUUAAGACCGCUUCAGAUGCGGAUGCCCUGGACGGGUUUAAAACAAUGCGAUACCACGAGGGAAUUUUGCCUGGGCUGGACUCGAGUCACGCGGUGAGUACAGCUCUUGGUUUGGCAAGAGACCUUGGCCCAGGUAAGAAUGUCAUUUUGUUGGUGACAGGCUGUGAUGCCAUUGGUCUUGGGAUGGAUGUUUGA